GAAAAGCGCAGUCAUUGACGGUCUAUCAUAGUGAACGGUCAUACACACUAAUAAAUCAAAAAUGGAAAACGAAACUGUCAGCUUAGAAGCCAUCAUCAACAACAACCUCAGCGGCAAAGACCUCGAGGAGUUCAACAGAAUCUAUUAUGGAAGAACUGAUAACCAAGAAGUUAAACUGAAGGACUCUUCCAUCGCUGCGGCUAAGGAAGCAGACUUCGAAAUCGCCGCCUACGCCUUCCCAGCCAAGAAAGAACAGACUAGACCACCCAGGAUCGUGAAGGUGGGCGUCAUCCAGCAUUCCAUCGCCGCACCCACCGACCGCCCCGUCAAUGAGCAGAAGAAAGCCAUCUUCGAGAAAGUCAAGAAGAUCAUCGAUGUCGCCGGACAAGAGGGAGUCAACAUCAUCUGCUUCCAAGAGCUGUGGAACAUGCCUUUCGCCUUCUGCACCAGGGAGAAGCAGCCGUGGUGCGAGUUCGCCGAGUCUGCCGAAGACGGCCCUACCACGAGAUUCCUGAGCGAGUUAGCAGCUAAGUACGCAAUGGUAUUUGUUUCCUCCAUCCUUGAAAGAGACGAGAACCACUCUGACAUUCUGUGGAACACUGCUGUGAUCAUCAGCGACACAGGCAGCGUUAUUGGCAAACACCGCAAGAACCAUAUCCCCAGGGUUGGAGACUUCAACGAAUCUAACUACUACAUGGAAGGCAACACUGGUCACCCUGUCUUUGCUACCCGCUACGGUAAGAUCGCCGUGAACAUCUGCUUUGGUCGUCAUCACGUGUUGAAUUGGAUGAUGUUCGGGCAGAACGGAGCUGAAAUCGUGUUCAACCCGUCAGCUACAAUUGCCGCUGAAGCCGGCAGCGAGUACAUGUGGAACAUCGAGGCUAGGAAUGCUGCGAUCACCAACUGCUACUACACGGCAGCUAUCAACCGUGUUGGUUUCGAGGAGUUCCCCAACGAGUUCACAUCGGCUGAUGGUAAACCUGCCCACAAGGACUUGGGUCUGUUCUACGGAUCGAGCUACUUCACCGGUCCUGACGGCGUAAGGUGCCCUGGUUUGUCCCGUACAAGGGAUGGCUUGCUGAUUGCUGUCAUGGACCUGAACAAGAACAGACAGAUCAAAGAUAGGCGUUGUUAUUACAUGACACAGCGUCUGGAUAUGUACGUGAACAGCCUCGCUAAGGUACUCGAAUUAGAUUACAAACCACAAGUCGUACACGAAAAUGAGAAGUGAAACAAUAGUACGCGCUUCGAACUAUCGGCUAUGUAUGGACUAGUGCCGAUAUUCAAUAACCCAUCGCAUAAACCUUUAGAAUGUCAUAAUUGCCCUGAUAUGAUACCCAGUCGAAAUGUUUUAUUAUUUAUACACAAAUAAAUAUUUUUGCAAACAA
Molecule: messenger RNA, 1388 nt
Organism: Helicoverpa zea (corn earworm)
Lineage: Eukaryota; Metazoa; Arthropoda; Insecta; Lepidoptera; Noctuidae
Product: beta-ureidopropionase-like
Exons: 1
Coding region: 62-1231 (389 amino acids)
Molecular function (GO): beta-ureidopropionase activity
Source: RefSeq, a predicted model, not a curated record